Messenger RNA from Micropterus salmoides (largemouth bass), 3400 nucleotides. It is a transcript of the gene tlcd3ba, whose product is annotated as TLC domain containing 3Ba. The record is from RefSeq and is a predicted model, not a curated record. Gene Ontology annotation, biological process: ceramide biosynthetic process; lipid homeostasis. Gene Ontology annotation, molecular function: sphingosine N-acyltransferase activity. Lineage: Eukaryota; Metazoa; Chordata; Actinopteri; Centrarchiformes; Centrarchidae. Gene Ontology annotation, cellular component: membrane; endoplasmic reticulum. Bases 176 to 1054 code for a protein of 292 amino acids. The transcript is spliced from 6 exons.
AGUGUGGUAUUAGUACUUUUACUGCAGUAAAGGAUCUGAGUACUCCACCCCCUCUGACAGGUGGCAGCAGGAGGCUCCUCCCACCUGAUCCUCCUCUCUGAGCUCCUGGACACCUGUCCUCACUCACCACUCGCAGCGCAGCAGAGACACAAACACACAGGUGAACUCAGGAGCCAUGUUGGCCCUCUUGGCUGCCGGCUCCGUCUUCUUCCCUGGACUUUUCAUGGUGUCCAAGAAGACUCUGAAACACACGAGGGGAUGGAGGGAGGGGGACGCUGCCAUCGUAUCUGCACGUCUGGUGUCGUCAGUCCAAGCCGUCAUGGCCUCAUCCGCCGGAUGUGUCAUCGCCUCGUCCUGCAGGGACGUCUUGGAGGACCGUCAUUGGCUGACGGAAACCUACAUCCUGUUUGCCACGCCUUACUUUGCCUACGACAUCUACGCCAUGUUCCUGUGUUACUGGCACAAGCUGCAGGUCAAAGGUCACGAGGAGGAGGAGGAGGCGGGCGGCGGCGGCAGGUCGGUGGGUGCUGCUGUGGCCGGUUACCUGCGCAGAGAGCUGCUCAUGGUGCUGCAUCACGUCUUCAUGGUGGCCUUCUGCUUCCCCGCCUCACUGCUGUGGAGGCAGGGUAAAGGGGAUUUCUUCCAGGGCGUUUUGUUUCUGGCCGAGCUCAGCACGCCGUUCGUCUGUCUGGGGAAAGUCCUGAUCCAGUACCAGAAGCAGCACACUCUGCUGCACAAAGUCAACGGGGGCCUCAUGCUGCUGUCCUUCUUCACCUGUCGGGUGUUACUCUUCCCGUACCUGUACUACGCCUACAGCAGGUAUGCAUCCAUCCCGGUGUACACGGUGCCGCUGGUGGCCCCGUGGCAGUGUAACCUGGGGGCCGCUCUGCUGUGGCCCCUCCAGCUCUAUUGGUUCACGCUGAUCUGCAGAGGAGCUCUCCGCCUGUUCGUCACAGGACGCUCAAAAUCACCGCCGCCGACUUCUAAAGCCGACCACGCCGGCUGCUCGACCGCGAGUAACGGCUGCACGUCUCAUAAGGGGGACAGACGCUGAGGCGGGAGAGGAAGAAGAAGAAGACUUCAGUAUUAGUCCGAACAAAGAGGACAGAGCGGGAGAGGAUGAGAGGAGCUCUGAAGGAGAGUUUCAAAUGGAAGGAAGGAGAAAAGUCUGAGAAACUCUGACUGAUGACUGAAAUGAAGAACAUCACAAGUCCAUCGUGAACAAGUUUGACCAGAUGAAGAACUGAGAGAAAUCAGCUCUAAGAAUUAAUUUACAUUUUACACAGAGAGUACAGGUCUUUCUCUAUAAGCAGCCCGAUCAUCAGUCUGUGUACCAAUAACAUGACAUUAGACUUUCAAAUUGCAUUCAAGUCCAGUUUUGCAUGCUUCACUGAGGCCCCGUCCACUCUACUCCGGUUUAGUCUACAAACAAGGAAUUAAAACGAAUACGAUCUCGUAUCAGAGUUGAUCCCCGUCUACAGUAAAACGUCUGAAAACGCACAUCUAGUGGUGCGUUCAGGCACACUGGGCAUGCGCGUGCCCAGUGUGCCUGAACGCCCAUGGUCUAUUCAGUAGUUACAGAAGAUUUGGAGAAAGAAUAAAGUACUACAGACACACCGGAUUUUAUUUUUGCAUGGACCAAUAACGAGCUGGGACUGUUACUGGCUGUAACACGGGAGUUAAAAAGGAAAAACAGACUGGGAGUCGUCGCAAAGUAAACGGCGACAUGUGUAAAAUAAGUGUUGUUUGCACCGUACAGACUGUUUUAUCAAAAACUCUAUCAGCAGCAUCGUGUUUCUGCUUUGCAUGACUUAUGAGAGCCAAUCAGAGAGCCGAGCAUCUGUAUCAUCGUUUCUUAAGUCCUCCGUUUGUGCCCGUCUUCACUAAAACGCCCUCCGGAGUUUUCAAAGGAAAAACGGGGUUCGGCAGCGUUUUCAAACUUCUCCAUUAUAGGUCUUCGUUUUUGCCGUUUUCAUCUGGACGGGAUGUGCAAACAUAGCAAAAGGUCUCUGUUUUAAAACCAAAACGCAGUAGUGUGGAUGGAGCCUGAGAGCAUUUGCAGGAGGCCCUGAUCACAUUUACAUAUUCACACCUGGAACCUGUCCAGUACUGGCCGCUGAGCAGUUGGGGUUAUGGGCCUUUGCUCAAGGGUACCUCAGUGGUGGUAAAUGAGGGACGGCAAGCGCUGUUUGUUUUACUUUCCACACCCGGAUUUUAUCCUGCCAGUCCGGGGAUUGAACCGGCGACCUCCUGGUUCUCUAACCGUUGGGCCACCGCUGGCCAAUAUGCUCCCCCGUGUAGCCGUAACGGCAGGCUGUAAUUCAAAAAUAGCCCACGACACCAGUCAGCUAAAUCGGACUUCCGCGCAAUUUUAAAUGUAAAAGUCGUGUUAUUAUGCAAACCUGUGAAGACACACAGCAAACUGUUUUUGAGCAGUGUAAAAUCAAUAUUGAGUGAUUUUAUCAGCAGACACAGGAAGGACAGGACUUUUUUCUUGUUCAAAACAGGAAAAUGUGUGUCUGCGAUUCAUUUCAGGACGAUAGAAUUUCACCAACCUGAUUACAAAGACGCUGUGAAUAUUAACAGGUUUUUAAAAGCAGGGGUGUCAAAACUUUCAAGUGGUUCAGCUAAUUGACUAAAAUUAUUUAACAGAUCUCAAAACGUCUCACAUUCUGUCCAGAUCAUUAAUUUGUUGUUUGUAUUUGACUGAUUAAAGUGUAAUUAAAACGACUUCAAAUGCAGCUGUUGUUUUGUUUUGUUCUUCUUCUUGUCUCUGACGUAUUGAAACUGGGAAGAGGACAGGAUUUAAAACACCCUGCAUCAUUUGAUUCUGUCUGUUUGGAGUUUUUUCCACCAUCAAAGUACUUUUUAAAGGAACUGUUCUUAUGUAUGACCGCAUCAUGUCAAGUAUUUUUACAUGUUCAGACUGACAUUUGUCUUUUUGCUGGUGUUCGGUGUCAAUCCUCCGAGCAGCUGCUCAAAAGUUUUUAUUAACUCCUUCAAGGAAGUUGUGUUUCUUCUGCUAUUUGAAAGUAGGAAAAAGGGAAGGUAGAAAGGUGCAGAGCCAGGGUGGUUCAAUCAGAUCCUAAGAAAGUAAAGACAUUGACUUCAGUAUGAGUCCGAACAAAGAGGACAGAGCAGGAGAGGGUGAGAGGAGCUCUGAAGCAGAGUUUCAAAUGGAAUGAAGGAGAAAAGUCUGAGAAACUCUGACUGAAAUGAAGAACAUCACCAUGGUGAACAAGUUUGACCAGAUGAAGAACUGAGAGAAAUCAGCUCUAAGAAAUCAAUUUACAGUUUGACAUGUGGACACAGAGAGCAGGUCUCUCUCUAUAACCAGCCUUCUCUUAUCAGUCUGUGCAUGUAAGUCCAGUUUUGCCUGCAGGUGACAUACAUGUGUGUG